AUGCAGAAUAGGUCUUUUUCGGUGCAAUUGCCUCUCAAGCAGCCCUUCAACAACGAAGGUGGCAAGACGGCGUGGACGCGGUCGUUGAUGCAUCAGUGUGGGUGUGGUUACGAUGCACUUGAGAACGCAGAGGAUCAGCUGUGUGUGUUUCGUGUGCACGUCUUCCACUGUGCGUCACUGGUGGCCGGCCACCUCCUCCUCUCCGUCCACGUCCUUCUCGUCUCGCGCGGCGUGCGCGUCCGCUGGGUCAGGAGCGCGUCGUCGUCGCCGGCGGUGGUGAAGCGACGACGCAACAGCCCCACGCAGUCGCCACCACCACCCGUCGCAGCCAACGGCCACGCCCCCCCACACCGUGCCCGUCCCAACAACGGUCGCCCUCCCACGGAGCGUCCGUGUAGUCCCUCGGGGCGCCGCCUGGCCGCCGAGUGGGCCCACCUGAAGUAUCUCGUCGGCACCGUCGGCUGCCACUGUCUCGUCGCCCUCAGCCUCUGUUUGCUGCACUCCCUGAGAUUGUCGUACGUGGACUGCCUCCUCCACGCGCUGCGGCUGGCACAGGACGAGGCGGCUGGCGCACGCAGACGCGGCGGCGGCUGCAAAUCCUCCGUCAAGAAGACGACCUCGUUGGUUGGGGAGGCGCCAGCAGCAGCAGCAGAGGAUGCGGACGGCGUUUGGCUGUCUCUGCAACUGCGAUUUGUCCUUCUUCUGCUCUUCUGCAGUCUGCUGUGCGUUGAGCAGUGGAUUACGUCGGCUUCUCUUGCCAAGGCGGUUAUUUCCGAGUAA
This is a messenger RNA of Mesocestoides corti, 780 nucleotides long. NCBI's taxonomy places the organism in Eukaryota, Metazoa, Platyhelminthes, Cestoda, Cyclophyllidea, Mesocestoididae. The record is from the annotation of a GenBank genome assembly.